This is a messenger RNA of Coregonus clupeaformis (lake whitefish), 1245 nucleotides long. Its product is annotated as glucosamine-6-phosphate isomerase 1. The record is from RefSeq and is a predicted model, not a curated record. The transcript is spliced from 7 exons. NCBI's taxonomy places the organism in Eukaryota, Metazoa, Chordata, Actinopteri, Salmoniformes, Salmonidae. Bases 73 to 900 code for a protein of 275 amino acids. Gene Ontology annotation, biological process: N-acetylneuraminate catabolic process; carbohydrate metabolic process; N-acetylglucosamine catabolic process. Gene Ontology annotation, molecular function: glucosamine-6-phosphate deaminase activity; identical protein binding. Gene Ontology annotation, cellular component: cytoplasm.
CUGCAUCCGACCUCAGUCAUAUGACAGAGGUUCCCGCUUUCUCUCAAAAAAAUGUAGGAUUUUAAUGGGAAGAUGCGAACCAUGAAGCUGAUCAUCCUGAAUGAUUAUGACCAAGUUGGUGAGUGGGCUGCCAAGUACAUCAGGAAUAAAAUCAUUAACUUCAACCCUGGACCAGACAGAUUCUUCAUUCUAGGACUCCCCACAGGAGGUACCCCUCUGGGAUGCUAUAAGAAGCUGAUUGAGUUUUAUAAGGAAGGAGAGAUCUCUUUCAAGUAUGUCAAAACGUUCAACAUGGAUGAGUAUGUGGGUAUUCCUAGGAAUCACCCAGAGAGCUACCAUUCCUUCAUGUGGAAUAAUCUCUUCAAGCACAUUGACAUAAAAUCGGAGAACACCCAUAUUCUGGAUGGUAACGCUGCCAACCUUGUUGAGGAGUGUGAUUCCUUUGAGGAGAAGAUCAAAGCUGCUGGAGGAAUCGACCUCUUUGUUGGAGGUAUUGGACCGGAUGGCCACAUUGCCUUCAACGAGCCAGGCUCCAGCCUGUUGUCCAGGACCAGAGUGAAGACCCUGGCUCAGGACACCAUCCUGGCCAACGCACGCUUCUUUGACAGAGAUCUGUCUAAAGUACCCACCAUGGCUCUGACUGUGGGAGUGGCCACUGUCAUGGACGCCAGAGAGGUCAUGAUUCUCAUCACGGGAACACACAAAGCGUUUGCCCUGUACAAGGCCAUAGAGGAAGGGGUGAACCACAUGUGGACAGUGUCAGCCUUUCAGCAGCACCCCCAGACUGUGUUUGUGUGUGACGAGGACGCUACCCUGGAACUGAGGGUUAAAACUGUCAAGUACUUCCAAGGGAUGAUGCAUGUGCACAACAAGUUGGUGGAUCCACAGCCUUCCAAGUAAGAUGAGGGAGUUGCAAAAAAUAUCUGGAAACCUGCAAUAACCAAGAGAACUGAUGCCGCACCCUCCUGGAUAUGACAGCGGCCAAAGGGUGGAAGAUCAACUGUGUGUGUUGUACUGUGGUUUACGUCAAGUUAUAUUUUAUGUAACAUAAUAGUAAGCCUACUUGUAGUAUGCUACAUUGAGUACAUUGAUUAUGUAAUACAUUUAUCUUAGAUAGAACAUAUGCCACUGUGAUGUGACAUCACUGACAAUUCAGGUUUCUUAGCUACAUUGUACGAUUUUAUACAAACUUGACUAUGAAUGUAUUUCAAUGAGAGUUAUUCUAAUAAAAUGACUGAGAAUGAA